CAUUCAUUAGGUAUUAAGCACCUAUGGCAUACUAGGUAUUGUGAGCAAGCAGGGAUUAUAACAAGGAUCCUUCCUGGAGUUUCCGCAAGUACCAAGAACGGAACAAAGAUUCUAAGUACUCAAGUCAGACUUCAUUGCUGAAAGUCUGGUGGUGGUGUGUUUGCACGCUUGUGGAGGUCAUAGGAAUUCUGAGCUCUCCCCCACCACCUUGUUGAAUCCAGGGCAGGAACUUAGGUGAUUGGGCCUGCAGUUAAGAUCCUCUACCUGUUCAACCAUUUGGUUGUGACACUGGAGAAUCUGCCUGUCAAUACUCCCACCCCACUUUUGUUUCUUUAUUCCUUUCCCUUGUCAUGUUGGGAAAGGACAAGAUUUAGGAAAGAUAGGGGUUGGGAAUGAUGGGCUGUCCUGAGAUCAUAUUGGUCAUUCUGGGCAGCCCAAUUAUAUCCAUGCACAAAAUUUGAAAUAGCCUAAUGAGACCUUCCUACCUAGAAAGAUGUGUCUCUGAAGUUAGGAUCUUGAUGCUUGAUUGAAAACAAAUGGAACAGUUAAUCCUGGCCUAGAAUCCAUAACACCUUUGUUCACUCUUUGAACAAAAAAAUCUGCUAGGAGGUAAUCUGGGUCUCCUAAACCUUCACUGCUGAUUUUUUUUUUUUUUCCCUCGAGACCGAGUUUCUCUGUAGCCCUGGCUGUACUGGUCUCCCAUUGUAGAUCAAACCAGCCUCAAACUCAGAGAUCCACCUGCCUCUUCCUCCCCAAGUGUUGGAAUGUAAACACCUCCGCCAAUUCUUAAUCUAGGAGGCACUCAAGAGAUGGUCUCUGGCCAGGCAACAUUCUGAACGCUCGAAAAGAGGUGUUAGGUACUGUACUCUCUUAAUUGAUGUUCUUCAAGCUUGGUGGCACAUGCCUUUAAUCCCAGCACUAGGGGAGGCUGCACAGAGAAACCCUGUUUCAAAAACAAAACAGAUGUUCUUCAGUCACUUUGAGGAGAAAAUAACCCCAAGACACUGAAAUUUACUCCUUAUUUACCUCCCAGAGAGACCAAGGAACAGUGUCCCAAGAUGGACUGGAACACAUUGCGAGGUUCUCUCGCAAAAUCUACAUUGUGCUUCCUGGGCCCAAGUCCUAGUGACUAGGAUCUCAUUGUGUAACCGUGGCUGGCCUAAAACUCAGGUCCACCUGCUUCUGCCUCCCGAGUGUUGGGAAUACCGGCGUGGGCCACCACACUGAACUAUGAACCUAGCCUUCUUUCUAAACUCCGGUGAUCUCUAAAGGAUGUCAAGUUCUAGAUUCUAUGGGACAGCGACCCGGACUCUGACUUCGAGAGGGCAGGGGCAGCCAUUUUAAGAUCAGGGGACCACGAAAGGGAUCGUUCCAUAUUGGGAACGCUGGGGGCCGCCAUUUUAAGAGCGGUGCUGUACCUCACCCUUGGUGCGUGCCGCUAUGCCAGUACGCAGGGGCAGCCGCCAUCUUGGACAUCGGCUGCGGGCGCCGAGUCGCCCUGUCCCGCCCUUCCGCUCCUCAGGACACCUGCACCCGGAGCUGCUGUCCCUGAGCCCGCGAGAACCCACCCGCUCGGUCUGUGAAGUGCUCGGUGCUCUCGUGCGCCUGUGAAGGCUCCGCGGCUUCUGAGGGCUCGUUUAAACAACCUCCCACUGGGGGCGCUCGCGCGCCUCACACCCAGCGAUCUCCAAUCCUUACAAUGUCUAACCGGCUCGACUGGCCCUGUUCCCCGGAUAUGGCAAGUGUAUCGACUGAGGAGCCUCUUUCCCAAGAACGCUAACACAGGCGCUGUCCUCUGAGGCUCUGGAUGACUUUAUUCUUCAAAUGCCUUUACCUUUCCAGUAGCUCCAGUGACCCUCCAUACUGCAGACCCAGGGAAAAUGUGAUGCUCCACAGGUGAUCAGCUUUUAGCUCACCACUUUCUAGCCACAAGUAACCUGAGUGGGGCAAUCCAGGGCGGCAGAGAUAACCAGCAGGAAGAUAAUCUGAAGAAAUGAUACACCAAAGAAGAGAAGCUGGGGAAAAAGAGACAUGCAGAGACCAGAUCAAAGGACCAGACAAAGAGGAGGAACCUUCAGCUGCCUUGUCCCAUGGCCAAGGGUGUCGUCCCUGUGGAAGACCAGCCAGAAACUCAAAGCCUGAAGCUGGGGCCAGAUCCCCAGCUGUCCCCAUCAUGGUCAAUGACCCACCAGUACCAGCCUUACUGUGGGCCCAGGAAGUGGGCCAUGUCUUGGCAGGCCGUGCCCGUAGGCUGCUGUUACAGUUUGGGGUGCUCUUCUGCACCAUCCUCCUCUUGCUUUGGGUAUCUGUGUUUCUCUAUGGCUCCUUCUACUACUCCUACAUGCCAACAGUCAGCCACCUCAGCCCUGUGCAUUUCCACUACAGGACAGACUGCGAUUCCUCCACUGCCUCACUCUGCUCUUUCCCUGUUGCCAAUGUCUCCCUGGCUAAGAGUGGACGUGAUCGGGUGCUGAUGUAUGGGCAGCCAUAUCGAGUCACCUUAGAGCUUGAACUGCCAGAAUCCCCUGUGAAUCAAAACUUGGGCAUGUUCUUAGUCACUGUUUCAUGCUAUACCAGAGGCGGCCGAGUCAUCUCCACUUCUUCACGCUCAGUGAUGCUACAUUACCGCUCCCAAUUGCUCCAGAUGCUUGACACGCUGGUGUUCUCCAGCCUCCUGCUGUUUGGCUUUGCUGAGCAGAAGCAGCUCCUGGAGGUAGAGCUCUACUCGGACUAUAGGGAGAAUUCGUAUGUGCCAACAACUGGAGCAAUUAUUGAGAUCCACAGCAAGCGCAUCCAGAUGUAUGGAGCUUCCCUCCGGAUCCAUGCCCACUUCACUGGGCUCAGGUACCUGCUAUACAACUUCCCCAUGACCUGCGCCUUCGUGGGUGUCGCCAGCAACUUCACGUUCCUCAGUGUCAUCAUGCUCUUCAGCUACAUGCAGUGGGUGUGGGGUGGCAUCUGGCCCCGACACCGCUUCUCUUUGCAGGUUAAUAUCCGACAAAGGGAUAGUUCACGACAUAGUGCCCAGCGUCGGAUCUCUCGCCAUCAGCCAGGCCAGGAGGAGUCUACCCAGCAGUCAGAUGUGACAGAGGAUGGUGAGAGCCCUGAAGAUCCCUCAGGAACGGAGGGCCAGCUGUCUGAGGAAGAGAAACCAGAGAAGCAGUCCCAGAAUGGAGAGGAGGAGCAAGAGCCAGAAGCUAGUGAUGGCUCCUGGGAAGAUGCAGCUUUGCUGACAGAAGCUAACCUCCCUACCUCUUCUUCAACAUCUGCCCUUGCCCCUGAGACUCUGGGUAGCCAAGAGCCUUCUAGGGGUGCCGUCAGGCAACGCCCAACAUGCUCCAGUUCUUGAACAAAAGAGGGCUGAUUCCUCACAUUCCAGCACUUUCCCAUCAGACCCUUUUCCCCUUGUUCCCUUAAUAAACUAUUUUGUGCCAGCUGCUUGUGUGGGCAUCAGAGGACAA
This is a messenger RNA of Meriones unguiculatus (Mongolian gerbil), 3461 nucleotides long. RefSeq names its product BSCL2 lipid droplet biogenesis associated, seipin (gene Bscl2). The transcript has 12 exons. Bases 1994 to 3349 code for a protein of 451 amino acids. The record is from RefSeq and is a predicted model, not a curated record. Gene Ontology annotation, biological process: lipid storage; lipid droplet organization. Gene Ontology annotation, cellular component: endoplasmic reticulum membrane. NCBI's taxonomy places the organism in Eukaryota, Metazoa, Chordata, Mammalia, Rodentia, Muridae.